GAAUGCUUAGUGUGGUAAAUACAAUUCUACUAUGGACGCAUGCGUGGUAAGGACUUCCUUAAAAAAAUCCAUAACUAAGACACUACUCUUGUUAACGGCUAUUGCAAAGCUGUAUGUUCAUUGCCUUAUGAGUCUUUGAUUCACAGAGUGAACCUACAGAGAAUAUGGCACUAGGAAAACUCAGGAAAGAGGAAACUCUCGUUCUGCGGAAGAAGUUAAUCGGGCAGUCAUGUAGACUAUUCUAUUCAGAAGACCCUGUGAAAAUAGUAAAAGCAAGAGGUCAAUUUCUAUUCGAUGAAAAUGGCAAGCGCUAUCUGGACUGCAUCAGCAACGUUCAACAUGUGGGCCAUUGUCACCCAAGCAUUACAAAAGCUGCGUCAGCACAAAUGGACCUCCUGAACACAAAUGCUCGAUUCCUGCACGACAACAUAGUGAUGUAUGCCGACCGCCUGGCUGCCACCCUGCCUGAGAAACUGUGUGUGUUCUACUUUGUUAACUCCGGUUCAGAGGCCAAUGAUCUUGCCCUACGCUUAGCACAUCAGUACACCCAACAUGAGGAUGUAAUUGUGCUUGACCAUGCAUACCAUGGGCAUCUAAUGUCCCUCAUCGACAUUAGUCCUUACAAGUUCCGGAAACUGGCAGGACAAAAAGAAUGGGUUCAUGUGGCACCCUUACCAGACACCUACAGAGGCCUUUACAGAGAGGAUCACCCCAACCCCGGCCAAGCAUACGCUGAUACAGUAAAAGACCUAAUAGAGGAGGUGCACAGGGAUGGCCGUAAGAUCUCGGCCUUCUUUGCUGAGUCAUUGCCAAGUGUUGGAGGACAAAUAAUCUUACCCCAAGGAUACUCCACUAAAGUUGCAGAAUAUGUGCGAUCAGCUGGUGGAGUGUUUGUGGCAGACGAGGUGCAGACAGGCUUUGGACGUGUGGGAAGUCACUUCUGGGCUUUCCAGCUGCAGGGGCAGGGUUUUUGUCCCGACAUAGUGACCAUGGGUAAACCAAUGGGCAAUGGGCAUCCCCUGGCAUGUGUGGCAACCACUGUAGAGAUAGCUGGAGCUUUCACAGCCAACGGAGUGGAGUACUUCAAUACGUUCGGAGGGAAUCCAGUGUCCUGUGCAAUUGGCCUGGCAGUACUUGAUGUGAUAGAGGAAGAGGACCUAAAAGGAAAUGCCACCAGGGUGGGAGCACAUCUCAAAGAUUUGCUUAUAAAGCUACAACCACGACAUCAAAUAAUUGGAGAUGUCAGAGGUGUGGGGCUGUUUGUGGGUCUCGAGCUGGUUACAGACAGAGAGCAGAGGACUCCUGCCACAGAAACAGCAGCGUUGGUGGUGAAGAGGUUAAAAGAGGAGGAUAACAUCUGUGUCAGUACUGAUGGUCCCUGGGAAAGUGUCAUCAAGUUUAAACCACCAAUGUGUUUCAGUAUGGAUGAUGCAGAACUGACAGUAAAAUGUAUUGACCGCAUCCUCACAGAUGUUCAGUGCCUUUUUAAGGCAUAGGCAUCACUUCAGUCAACUGAGAUGAAACCUACCACAUUUAAAAAAGGGAUGCCAGCUGAACUGUUACCCCUUCUGGCGAAAAUUAAGAAACUAAUAAAAGGUUUUUCCCCCCAAUCCUGACAAAUUUUUGUUCCAUCAACAAUUGCGAUAUUUCAAAUAUAAUCAGUCCCAGUUAGCAAUACUGAUCAGCAACAUGUUCUCAAUACACAUAUGGUUGAGAUAAGCACUUACCAGAUCACUAUCAUUAACUCCUGUUCACAUUUAUAAAAUGCUUCAGUACUGCAGUUUUUACAUAAAGUGGAGUGGGAAUUAACCAGCCAGUUUGCUGCAGGUAGUGAAGCUCUCUCCCACAUCUUUCCAAAGAGGCAUCCGUAGAGAUGUUAACAUUACCCAAGACAAAACAAGCAAGCCAUUUAACAGUACAAAAACAUUUAACAUUAACUUUACAAAUAAUAACAAAAGGAUCCAUGUGUAAUAUAAACCAAAAGUUUAUUUCUACCAAUUUGCCCAAGACACUAGAGGAAUGAGUAUCCAGUGAGAGAGGGAGUACCCUCUUACAUUAACAGGCUUGCGUUCAGUUGAAUAACACUAGUAAAGCCACUUAAAAUUGCAGACAUGAUGGGGGAAGAAUCUCCAUAAAAGCCGAAAAAAAAA
This is a messenger RNA of Trematomus bernacchii (emerald rockcod), 2150 nucleotides long. It is a transcript of the gene phykpl, whose product is annotated as 5-phosphohydroxy-L-lysine phospho-lyase. The transcript is spliced from 12 exons. Gene Ontology annotation, cellular component: mitochondrion. Gene Ontology annotation, molecular function: transaminase activity; pyridoxal phosphate binding. The record is from RefSeq and is a predicted model, not a curated record. Bases 165 to 1496 code for a protein of 443 amino acids. Lineage: Eukaryota; Metazoa; Chordata; Actinopteri; Perciformes; Nototheniidae.